AUGUCUCCCGCUCUCGCUCACGGUGCUGGCGCCGCCUCCAAUGAUGUCAAGAAGGAGUCUGCCGUCGCUCGUCUCCUCGGUUCCGGCUCUGCUGGUAUCGCCGAGUUGGCUGUCUUCCACCCCGUCGACACCACGGCGAAGCGGUUGAUGAGCAACCAGACUCGGAUUACCACCAUCCCCGAAUUUAAGAAGGUCGUCUUCAAGGAGUAUGCCGAUGCCUCCGCCGGUCGCAAGUUCACCUCGCUCUUCCCCGGUCUGGGCUACGCUGCGUGCUACAAGGUUCUCCAGCGUAUCUACAAGUACGGUGGUCAGCCUUUCGCUCGUGAUUACUUGGCUCUGCACUACGGUAACGAGUUCGAUAAUGCCUUCGGAAAGGGCAAUGGAAAGGCUAUUAUGCACGCCACUGCUGGCAGUUUGGUCGGUAUUGGAGAGGUUGUCCUGCUUCCUCUGGACGUCCUGAAGAUUAAGCGUCAGACAAACCCCGAGGCCUUCCGUGGCCGUGGCCUCUUCAAGAUUAUCUCCGAUGAGGGUAUGGGUUUGUACCGGGGUGCCGGCUGGACUGCCGCCCGUAACGCCCCUGGUUCUUUCGCGCUCUUCGGUGGAUCUGCUUUCGCCAAGGAAUACAUUUACGGCCUGACCGAUUACAACAAGGCCACUUGGGACCAGAACUUUGUCGCCUCCGUGGCCGGUGCCAGCGCUUCGCUGAUUGUCUCCGCUCCCCUGGAUGUGAUCAAGACCCGUAUUCAGAACCGCAACUUCGAGAACCCCGAGUCUGGAUUCCGCAUUGUGUCCAACAUGCUCAAGAAUGAGGGUACCAUGAGUUUGUUCAAGGGUUUGACCCCCAAGCUGCUGAUGACUGGUCCCAAGUUGGUUUUCAGCUUCUGGCUGGCACAGACUUUGAUCCCUGCCUUUGGUCAGGUCGUAUAG
Messenger RNA from Penicillium pulvis, 927 nucleotides. Its product is annotated as putative mitochondrial GTP/GDP transporter Ggc1. Gene Ontology annotation, cellular component: mitochondrion. The coding region runs from base 1 to 927 and encodes 308 amino acids. The transcript has 7 exons. Gene Ontology annotation, molecular function: guanine nucleotide transmembrane transporter activity. NCBI's taxonomy places the organism in Eukaryota, Fungi, Ascomycota, Eurotiomycetes, Eurotiales, Aspergillaceae. The record is from RefSeq and is a predicted model, not a curated record.